UUGCAUCUUUUGAUUGAAACAUUGGUUUUAGUACUAGUUUAAGGGUGUAUAUAGUAUAGUUAAGAUGGACUUGUCUAAGUCCCUCUGUAUCCUAAUGUUUAUUUUCGGUCCAUAUGCCAUUUUAGCUGAAGAGGAAUUUCUACAUCGUUCAAAAAGACAAGGAUUUAGUCCUGAUGCAUUCUUUGAAAAGUUUGGGUAUCUUGAGGAGAAAACGGGAACGGGUCAACAGCACGGCCCCGCUGACCGAGAGAGAGCCAUUAGGAAUUUUCAAGAAAUGGUCGGUCUACCUGUGACGGGAAUUCUUGACCGAAAAACAGUAAAGAAAAUGCAGGCACCUCGAUGUGGAAACAAAGACAUCUUUCGUGACAAAAAUAGAAAGGGUGACAAAAAGAGAGACAAGAGUUCAAAACUGCAGUUGAAGCCAGAAGAAUAUAAAACAUUAGGGUUAAAAUGGCCGAAGAAUGAGGUUACAUGGAAAAUAGUAGGGUACACCCAGACGAAUCCGCUGGCUCAGUCCCAACAAAGGCGAGCCUUUAUCAAUGCUUUUAGCAAAUGGAGUGCAGUAUCUCAGCUGAGUUUCCGGGAGGUUCGAGGAGACGCUGACAUAAUGAUAGACUUCAAGCGAUACGACCACAGAGACGGCAGUCCAUUCGAUGGCAGAAGUGGUACUCUGGCGCACGCUUUUUUCCCCGGGAAAUCCGCGAUAUCGGGGGACACGCACUUCGAUGAUGACGAACAGUGGACAAUGAAUACCCCAGAUGGCACGAAUCUGGAGAUUGUGGCUGCCCACGAGUUUGGUCAUGCUCUUGGUCUCAGCCACUCAAGCAUACCAGAGGCUCUGAUGGCGCCUUAUUACCAGGGUUACGACAAAAACUACAAACUACACAACGACGAUAUUCAGGGGAUACAGAGUUUAUACGGUGGACCUUCACGAACAACAAGACGUCCCUACACGACACGGCGUCCGUACUACACGACACGGCGUCCUUAUUACACAACACGGCGUCCAUACUACACGACACGGCGUCCUUAUUACACAACACGGCGUCCAUACUACACGACACGGCGUCCAUAUUACACGACACGGCGUCCACGCACCACCAGACGACCCUACACCACAAGACGACCAAGACCAACAACUCGCAAACCUACCCAACCACAGGACGUCUGUAAUAUGAAGUUCGAUACCAUCUUUAAUGCUCAUGACGGGUCACUGUACGCAACAAAAAGAGAUAAAAUAUAUAAAUUUAACUCGAAUGGAAUUGGAAUUCAGAAAGGAUAUCCAAAGAGAACUAGAAAGGUGUAUAGAAAGGCACCAAAGAACGCUGGAGCUGCCGCCAAAGAUCGGUAUGGCCGAGUGUACAUUUUCAAAGGAAAUAGGAUAUUCAAAUAUACUGGGUAUCAACUAGACCGAGGAUUCCCGAAGAGAAUAGUCGGUAAAACAAACUUCUUCCGAAAUUUGAAGGCCGCAUUAACUUGGUAUGAUGGCAGAAUCUAUGUUUUUAAGGGAGAUAAAUACAGUAUUUGGGAUGAAAGAUACACAGCGCCACCUGCUGGUUACCCCCGGCCAAUCUCGUCCUUCUGGGGAGGGAUACCGAUUAACGUAGAAGCCGCUGUCAGGUGGAAUCGAUACACCUACUUUUUUAAAGGAAGAAAUUACUUCAAAUUCGAUGAUCGAUACCGCAGGAAAUACACUGGCUAUCCUAAACCCAAAGCCGCUCCCUGGCUUGGAUGCGGACGGAGCACACCCAAAUAAAAUGGCGUCUGUUAGCCUCUCUGCAGGAUUACAACACGUGUGAACUGUUUACAGUUAUGCUACAUUAUCUCCGUGUACACUGUGUGUACCUCUAUACUAUAGUACGCUACAAUAUUCUUAAGAUGUCUGAAUAUUGACUUGUUUUGUUGUUCUGUGUCGACACACUUAAUAUGCAAGCUGGGUGUCUAUCACGUUGGAGUAUUUCAGGAAAGUGUAUGUUUAUAAUCAGCAGUAGUUCAACAUAUUGUAUUUGCUAGUUAGUGUAUCCUUUUCCUGUCUGUAAAAUAUUUCAAAUGACAUUAGACAUUGCUCAAUGAAGAAUUGAAUAAUUUGAUGAUACGAAUUGGCAAACCUAUUUCUCUGUGAAAUUCUCGUUGUUUUUAUAAACACGUGGGAUGCCAAACCUAUUUCUCUGUGAAAUUCUCGUUGUUUUUAUAAACACGUGGGAUGCCAAUGUAAACAAAGAACACAAUGCUUAUCGUGUUUAACAAGUACUUCUUACUUCGCUGUUUGCACCGUACAGGAUUACUUGAGUUCUGCAGCACAUCUUGCGAAAGAAUUUAUAUCUCUUCCACACACUCUUGCAAAAGUUUGCUGUCAAAUUGCAAAGAAGUUUUGUUUAUUCCGUAAUUAUUCUAAUUAUUUCAUUACCAUUUCAUGUGUUAUUAAUUAUGUAGUCACAUUCCAUUAUAACCUACA
This is a messenger RNA of Ostrea edulis (European flat oyster), 2455 nucleotides long. RefSeq names its product collagenase 3-like. The transcript has 11 exons. Bases 65 to 1756 code for a protein of 563 amino acids. Gene Ontology annotation, cellular component: extracellular matrix. The record is from RefSeq and is a predicted model, not a curated record. Gene Ontology annotation, biological process: extracellular matrix organization; collagen catabolic process; proteolysis. Gene Ontology annotation, molecular function: metalloendopeptidase activity; zinc ion binding. NCBI's taxonomy places the organism in Eukaryota, Metazoa, Mollusca, Bivalvia, Ostreida, Ostreidae.